This is a messenger RNA of Octopus sinensis (East Asian common octopus), 3562 nucleotides long. Its product is annotated as conserved oligomeric Golgi complex subunit 2. Gene Ontology annotation, biological process: protein transport; Golgi organization; intra-Golgi vesicle-mediated transport. NCBI's taxonomy places the organism in Eukaryota, Metazoa, Mollusca, Cephalopoda, Octopoda, Octopodidae. The transcript has 18 exons. The coding region runs from base 174 to 2429 and encodes 751 amino acids. Gene Ontology annotation, cellular component: COG complex; membrane. The record is from RefSeq and is a predicted model, not a curated record.
AGGUGCCAAAUCACAACUCUUGCAAUGUCGGUUGUCAACAAAUAACAUCACUGGUUCUUCUCCACUCAUGUAAAUAGACUUCAAUGAGCCGCUGUAAAUACUUACAUUCCAUUCUUUAUAUAUCUUGAGGUCAAAACAACAAAAGGCAAAGAGGAAAAGGAAAUAGAAUCAAUAUGUCUGGAGAUACUGCAAAACCGUUGACACUUCCUAGCGGUCCAGCUACGCUCUGCUUUGACAAAGAUGACUUCAUGAAGAAUACCUUUAAUGUUGAUACCUUUGUAAUGGAUUGUCGGAGAUGUGUUCCCCUUGAAACCCUUCGAGAUGAUCUUCAUAUUUAUCUGAAAAUUCUUAGAAGUGCCAUGAUAGAAUUGAUUAACAAAGAUUAUGCUGAUUUUGUCAAUCUUUCUACCAAUCUGGUUGGAAUGGAUAAAGCGAUAAAUAACUUAACGGAACCACUUGGACAGUUUAAAGAGGAGGUCCUGUGUGUCACCUCUGCAAUGGAUAAUGCUAUAGAGGCUGUGGAAGAGAAACUUAACCAGCGACAGAAAAUAAAGGACAAGAAGGCUUGUUUACAAGGCUUAAUAAAUAUCGUACUGUCAGUUGAGAAGAUAGAGAAACUUUUGGGAUUAACACACAACAUGGAGCCUUCAUCUGGUGCCAGACUGAAUGGUCAGUUGAUUGAACGAGUGGCUACAGAGUUUAACAAACUUCAGUUUUAUGUCACAAAAAGUCGAGGUCUUCCUUUGGUUGAAGAAGUAAAACCUAGAAUUGCUAGUAUUACCAGUACGCUGCAGUAUAGUUUGGAAGGUUCUUUCUUGGAAGGUUUGGACAACAACAAUGUUGAUAUUCUUCGACAAUGUCUACGAACAUAUGCCUUGAUUGACAAAAUAAAAGAUGCUGAGGCAUUAUUCCGGAAGCAUGUUGCCAGACCAUUUAUGGAGGAAGUUAUCACUGAAGACUUUCUCCGAACUAGCCACCAGGGACUUAAGGGAAUGUAUAUUAAAAUUCUAGAAUUUGUUCCAAAACAUUGUCAUAUUUUGAAAGACAUCACUUCUUCUAGUACAAGUGGAGAUGUUGUUCGGGGUUAUGACUUUAUUGUGAAUUCUGUGUUGCCUGAGAUAGUAUGUAAUAUAGAGGCAAGAACUCCUUCCAUAUUUGCUCCAGGAAAUCCAAACCUAUUUCAUGAGAAAUACACAAUCAGCAUGGACUUCAUGAGUAAGUUUGAGCAGCAGUGUGGUUCACAGGCAAGUGUGAAGCGGUUAAGAGAACAUUCUAGCUACCAAGUUUUCAUGUCUCGUUGGAGUUUACCUGUCUAUUUCCAAAUCAGGUUUCAAGAAAUAGCCGGAGCUUUUGAGAAUUCACUUUUAUCUGGGUUAAAUAAUGCUCCAGAUGGAAGCGAUAUAUAUCUCCAUGCUAGUUUCCAUUUGUGGGAGUCAAUCUGCCAUUGUUGGCAGCCAGAUGUCUAUCUGCCUACAUUAAUGCACAGAUUCCUCAAACUGAAUCUUCAGCUGUUGUCACGUUACAGUUCUUGGAUCGAUGAAAUUUACCAGAAAGAGAACCAGAAAUCCAGUAACACAAAUAUUCUCAAGAAUGAAAGAGCUUCGACACCAGCUAGUAAUAAUAACUCUAGUUCGAACAAUAAACAGAAUGGUUUGGAACAGAACAACCAAACAUCAACCUCCUGUGAGUCAGAACCUAUAACACUGGGGCAAAUACUUUGCCUCCUAGCUGAUGCCGAGAAAACUUCAGAACGAAUUUUCCCUAUGUUUGAGAAAGAUAUCAGACCAAAAUUGGAAUCCAUUGGAUAUCAAAAUAUAGAUUUAAUAAAAGAUGCAUUUAAUGACUCUCAGACAAAUGUGUUGUGUAACGUGCCAAAGUUUCAAAACUCCGUUAUUCAAGAAUUGACCUGUCAGUGUAGUGUUCACCUGAAGCAAGUGGCAGAUAUUCCUCGUUUGUUUCGGCGGACAAACAGAGAGGUCCCAACCAAAACAUCUUCAUACACCACUGGUUUGUUUAAGCCACUCAACAUGUUUUUUAGUGAACAUAAAGCUAUACUAAGUGAAAGCAGGAAGCAAGCCAUAGCUAAGCAAGUCUUGGAGAAUCUUGCUCAACAGUAUUACACAUCAACAUCAGAUGUAUUGACGUCAGUGAAGAAAAUGGAAGACAGCCUGAAGCGAUUAAAGAAAGCUCGUGGGACAGGUGUGAGCACUGGUCUCCCAGGUAUGACAGAUGAUGACAAGAUUCGUCAGCAGUUGAUCAUUGACAUUGAACACUAUGCACAACAGGUGGAAUCGUUCGGCUUUGAUAGUAAAACACUGCAUGGAUGCACUCAACUGUCAGCACUUUGUGAAGAGGCAAGAAUAGCCAUGACAAACCCAAAUCCAUCAUCAUCAUCGUCAUCAGCACUAACUCCCAAGCCAGCUUCUUGAAACUUCACUCCUUUUUGUCUUGCUCUACCCCCUCUUCCAGUCCAGUCAAGUCUCCACAAUAAAGUUGUCUGGGAAGAAUACUACCAUUCUGAAGGAAAUAUAUAAAAGUAUGUUGUAGAUUGAUAAUACCCAGGGUAUGACUGGUAUCAGUCUGAGGGGUGUAUUAUUAAUAAGGAAUAAAUCAAAUAAGUUAAGGAAAGAAGGAAAUUCUCAUUUAUUUGUUUUGUUUUGUUUUUUACAUUUUCAAUCCUUCACUUUAAGGGAGUUCAUUUGCUAUCAAAUGGUGGAACAGAGUUUUGCAACUUUGCAAAGCAUCACUUUUUUUUUUUAUUUUUCACAAAACAGGGGUGUCACAGUGGUUGUGACAGUAUUGUAUUCUGGAGAUAAUUUUAUGGAAAUGUAUUAAGUGAGAAAAAAAAAUCUCAGAAAACAAGGCACAUUUUUGUUUUAUUUCUCUCCCUUCACACACACAAUCUCAGUCUGUUUAUUAACUAAAAAAAUAUUUAUUUUCUUAAGGAAACAAACUAUAAUUUGGUUAUUUAAAAACAAUAAUAAAUUAAAUCAUUUUUUUUUUAUCUGAGGGUAAAAAAAUACAAGAUAAAAUACAAAGGUAUUUUUGUUGUUAUUGUUACAUCAAUACCUGUAAAGGGGACAAAACUGCUUCAUAAAAGAACUAGAAAUUUCAAAAAAAUGUUCUGUUCUUUAUGGAAUACAAUUUGACCUAAACUUGUGAUCAGUUUGGUAACUGGCAAUUUCAUUAAAAAAAUUUUUUUUUUGUAAGUGGGGUACUUUUUUUGUUAAUUUCAUUUAAAAAAAAAUAUUAAUCAUAUUUUUAGAACUGUUUUUUCUUCUGUUAUUUUUAUGUAAUUAGUGAUAAUGAUAGGUCUUCUGUAUAGGUAAAAUUCAUUAUAAGUUAAUGUAAAUGUUUGUAUUGAAAUUUUUAAAACUGUUUCUACCAAUUCAAACUUUAUUGGGAAUAACUUCAAAUAUGUCACUGUUCUGCGAUGCUACUCUCUUGGUUCCUCAAGUAAAGAACUAAAAAUGUGGGGGGUUUUCUUUCAUGCCUGUUGAAAAGCAACUUUGAAAGAAAAUGUCUUUCAGAAGAAGCCAAUAAAUUCAUUGUUGAGUUCUUA